AUUUAUAGCAAGCCAGUAACUCAUCAGUAGUUUCAGCUCGGAACAGUGUGUGAACUGUGUGUUUUUAGCUCCAUUGAUGGCGUUUUUGAGCUUCUCUUUCACUGUAUUCUGUGUUUUACAAAUUGUUUCUGCACAGCGAAAAACAGUUCCCACUGAAGUGGAUGCUGUCAACAAGAUAAUUGACCAUUGGAACCUAAGAAGUAAGCUGAAUUUAAGCGAUGAUCCGUGUAUUGAAAACGCGAUUUGGGCUCCUGAUUCGGCUAAUCCAAGAAUAGAUUGUGACUGUGUUGGGACAGUUUGCCACAUAACACAUCUGAAAAUAUAUGCUCUGGACAUCUCUGGUCAAAUUCCUCCAGAAUUGUUUUUGCUGACAGAGUUGAUGGACUUGAACUUGAAUCAGAAUAUGUUGAAUGGAUCCAUCCCACCAGAAAUUGGGCUGCUGUCAAAAAUGGAAUACUUGGCUCUUGGCAUUAACAAUCUCACAGGCUCAGUGCCUGCAGCGCUUGGCAAUCUCACCAGAUUGCGCUCUUUGAGUUUUGGCUCAAACAACUUGCAAGGAGCAUUGCCUCGGGACUUGGGAAAUCUAACGUUAUUAGAUCAGCUAUAUAUUGACAGCAGUGGAUUGAGUGGACCAAUCCCUCAAGAACUCUCAAAACUCACAUCCCUUCAAACAAUAUGGAUGUCAGAUAAUGGCUUCACAGGAAAACUCCCUGAAUUCUUGUCCACUUUCACUGAACUCAAAGAUCUGAGAGUUGAAGGAACAAAUCUCGAGGGCCCAAUUCCCAACAGUUUCAGUGCUCUAACAAAACUGGAAAACCUGCGAAUUGGUGAUCUUAACGUCGGUGAAAGUGACAGUUCUCUUGAUUUCUUAGAGAAUCUGACUAGUCUCUCCAUAUUAUCAUUAAGAAACUGCCAAAUCCGCGGCUCAAUCCCACAACUGCUGAGCACUUUCCCCAACCUUACAUUCUUGGACUUGAGCUUCAAUAAGCUGACGGGGCAGAUACCGGCUUCAUUCAAGGAUUUUUCUUCACUCAAGUAUCUAUAUCUUGGAAGUAAUAACAUCGACGGGGUUUUGCCUUCUGAUAUAGGUUCAAAACUAAUUGCACUAGACGUAUCUUUCAAUCCUCUUACUGGAAAUAUCCCUCUUGAUUGGAGCCAUGUUUCCAUAAACACAGUCGGCACUUCCAUCAAUGAUGUAAAUCUCAAGAACCAGAAGGCCUCUACCAUGCUGCAGUGCCUUGAUCAAACCACCAACUGCAGAAACAAAGCUCCAUCAACUACAUUUGCUGUCAACAGUGGUGGUCCGGAGCAAGCUGACACAAAUGGUGCCGUAUACGACGAUGACUCAGAGAAGCUAGGAGCAGCCUCAUUGUACACAAGCAGCAGCAACAAAUGGGCAGUGAGCAGCUCCGGAGUCUUCAUAUCCAACAUAAAUGGGCCAAUUUAUAUAGCUCAAACAGACUCCCAAAUCGCAAACACUCUCGACUCUGAGCUCUACAAAACAGCAAGAAUCGCUCCCGCCUCGCUCAGAUACUAUGGCCUCGGCUUAGAAAACGGAGUCUACCGGGUGGAGCUCCAUUUCGCUGAGGUGGUGAUGGAUGACAACUCCGCUUCUUGGGAGGGCCUAGGCCGGCGUCUCUUCGACGUCUACAUUCAGGGCGAGAGAGUGUUGCGAGAUUUCAACAUAGUAAAAGAGGCCGGCGGGUCUAAGAGGGCGUUAAUCAAGACGUUCAAUGCCAACGUGACGAACACGUUGAUGGACAUUCAUCUGAUGUGGGCUGGGAAGGGGACUUGCUGCAUUCCUCGGCAGAGCACGUUUGGCCCUCUGGUUUCGGCAAUUGCUGUUUCUCAAGUGUCGGCGUAUGAGGAUUCGUCGAAGGGCGAGGGGAAGCGGGUGGGGAGGAUUGUAGGGAUUGUGUUUGGGUGUGUAGGAGCUUUGGCGAUAGCAUGUGGUGUUGCAUAUUUGUGGUGGACCAAGAAGGAAUCUGGUGAUCUGAAGAUUUACACACAAGCUCCCAAAGAUUAGUUUGCUUUAUGAUAAAUGAAUUGUGUUUGUUUUAAUGUGUGUGUGUAUGUCUAAUUCAAGUUAUUGUUUGAAUAGAAAUCUAUAUAUGCUUGAUGCCAA
Molecule: messenger RNA, 2125 nt
Organism: Salvia hispanica
Lineage: Eukaryota; Viridiplantae; Streptophyta; Magnoliopsida; Lamiales; Lamiaceae
Molecular function (GO): protein binding
Source: RefSeq, a predicted model, not a curated record